Molecule: messenger RNA, 1776 nt
Organism: Diaporthe batatas
Lineage: Eukaryota; Fungi; Ascomycota; Sordariomycetes; Diaporthales; Diaporthaceae
Exons: 1
Coding region: 519-1658 (379 amino acids)
Molecular function (GO): acyltransferase activity, transferring groups other than amino-acyl groups
Source: RefSeq, a predicted model, not a curated record
AGAGCACACACAGCCAGCAGCCCAACUGACUGACUGUCCUCGGGACGCCGGCAUGCUCUGAGCUGCAGAGAGGCUGGCUGAGGAUUGCCCAGCCCGCCCCUCUGUACGUCUGGGCGUGAGCUUCGCCCCAUCCGUCUUCGGGUCCCGCAGCGCCCACGAUAGCAAUUGCUUUUCGAUUUGGCCCUGACGUAUGUGCAUGUCAAGGCGAUUUCUCGGUCCGUUGCGUACAAUCACUUCACGCGACACUGCCUGAACUGUUGCCCGUGAGAUUUCCACUUCAUUCCGGCCAAGACGUCUGACAACCCACAAUUCCCGGCUUCCAAUCUGGGUCUGUUUUGGCUCGUUUUUCAGCUGCCUAUAAAGGGGCUCGGCCGGGCGAGGCACCACCGAGAGAGUCUCAUCACCUCUUGUCACGCCCCUCGUUUUUUUCUUCUCGGUUUUUUUUUGGGGGUUUUUUUUUUUUGCCUGCUUUAUCAGGAGAACCUCCUCGCAUACCUGCAAGAUACGCAUCGGUCAAAAUGGGCGAUCCCUUUCUUGACGAUCAAAACAUCAGCACCCGAGAUGUCGUUUUCACCCAAGCCGACGGUGACGUCCAGAAGCUCGCAUGGCGUCUCAACGGUGAGGCCUGGGCUGCACCCAUGAGCAUUGACGACUAUGUAGCCCGCGAGACACACCUGUCACAGCAGGCACUGUCCAAGGACGGACGUUGUACCUAUUGGGUCCUAUCUCACAAGGACGACCCUACUCAUAUUGUCGCUUCGUGCGAGUCGGUCGAAAAGGCCGUCUUCAUCGCCGGACAUGGCACAGGCAUCAACGAUGGCUUCAUAGAAGCAAAAGCCUACGCCAUUGCGAGUGUGUACACGAACCCAAAAUACCGGCGCUUGGGGAUGGCCGCAUAUAUGCUGGAGAAGCUGCAGGAGCAUAUGGAUGCAGACAGUGAAUGUUCCGCGCUGUACAGCGAUAUCGGGAAAAUCUACUAUGCCAACCUUGGCUGGGCCGUCUUCCCUUCAGACCAGGCCACCAUCUACUUGGAAUCAGACGACUUCAAGCUUCCAGAGCAUCCGGCCACAAGGUACCUCGCUGAGGAUGAGCUGAAGCCCUUGUGCGACAAGGACGUGGCCGCAGUCAAGGCCAAAUUCCAGACCCUCGCAGCCGACCACAAGAAGACACACGUGGCCUUCUCCCCCAGCUAUCCACAGAUCGCAUGGCAGCUGGCUCGGGAGCAGUUCAUGGCCGGUGUCCUUCACAAGCGCGAGGUCAAGCACCGGGGCGCCAUCACCAACAGCGGCAAUUCCUGGAUGUACUGGGACCACGACUGGCGCGAGGGUAAGCUCAAGAUCAUGCGCAUCGUAACGCUGGACCACGACCCGGAGACGGGUCUGAAGAUCAUGGAGGAAAAUAAGAUCGUCGAUGUUCUGGAACUGUUGCGGGCGGCGGCCGCGGAAGCGAUCGAGUGGAAGAUCAAAAAAGUUCUCAUUUGGAACCCGGAGCCGACUGUGACGCGGGGGGUCAAGGGAUUCCAUAAUUAUCACGAGGAUGACGUCGACGUCAUCUUCGAUGAGCGAUACGAGGGCUCGAUCCCGAGCUUGAGGUGGAAGGAGGGCAGGAGUACCGACAAUACGGUUUGGGAAGACAACGAUUACUACUGUUGGUGUUGAGCACUUAUUUUGGUUGGCUUUUUUGGUACGAAGCGGGCGUUUGGGAACCCUGGAUCUCAAGAAACACAGGCGGGCCAGGUCUGAUUAGGAGAGUUCAAUACCAAGCUUAUUACCUGCG